GGAGACGGCAGAGGACACAACUUCUGACAACUCUUUCAGCUCGGCUCACAGCUUUCAAAAGGUUACCCUCUGAAGAAUGGACGUUAACAACACUACACAGGACAACAGCAUCCUCACCAUUCUACCUCCAAUACCAUUAGGCUAUAAUAAUAAUUACACUGACUUCAUCACAUAUGUGCUGACGUGCAUCAUCAUUGGCAUCGGCCUUCUUUUGACCCUCAUCGCCAUCUACUCUCUCUACUCUCAGGUACGAAAUGAUCACGUUGCUCCGAUCUACGUCAUGAACCUUCUGAUUUCUGACCUCAUCCAGCUCUGCUGCAUGAUCUGUGACGUGGCACAAACUACGAGCUUUAUGAUAUCCUUGAUAGGCAGCGAUAUUUACAGCUACAGUCUGAUGACCAGUGUUUUCUUUAUGGUGUGCAUCGCCCUGGAAAGGUAUUUGCUGAUCGUCUUCCCACUGUGGUACCGCUGCAGACGAACCACCAAGUCCACUGUGGUGAUCUGUGUCGUGGCCUGGGUCCUUCCUUCUCUCUUCUUUUUCUCUUUAUUUUUUGAUGUUAAUGUUUACAUUCCACAAAUCAUCUCCACUGUCUUUCUGCUCCUUCCCUUCCCACUUCUCAUAUUCUUCUGCUGUGCGACUCUCAAAGUCCUGUCUGCCUCCGUCUCGAUCCUGCCUGAGGAAAAACAACGAAUUGUAGCAACUUUGGUCCUGAUGCUGCUAAUUUACACGCUGCUUUUCCUGCCCUACAUCGUGUGUUCGAUAGUAUGGAAUUACACAAAUUACAAAUCACUAAUUAAGCCUCUCUUGGACCCUCGUGCGUUUCUUAAGCUGAAUCCUCUUGCAGACUUGAUUCUGUAUAUUUUCAUGAAGAAAGGGGCCCUAGACAAGCUUUUGGCCUCUGUGUGUUGUUGCAGAGUUGAAGACAAAGAUGUCAGCACUCUGGAAAACAGCACUAAUGUUUAG
Perca fluviatilis (European perch) is the source of this 964-nucleotide messenger RNA. RefSeq names its product G-protein coupled receptor 4-like. The coding region runs from base 77 to 964 and encodes 295 amino acids. Gene Ontology annotation, biological process: positive regulation of Rho protein signal transduction; phospholipase C-activating G protein-coupled receptor signaling pathway. NCBI's taxonomy places the organism in Eukaryota, Metazoa, Chordata, Actinopteri, Perciformes, Percidae. Gene Ontology annotation, cellular component: membrane. The record is from RefSeq and is a predicted model, not a curated record. Gene Ontology annotation, molecular function: G protein-coupled receptor activity. The transcript is spliced from 4 exons.